Messenger RNA from Acanthoscelides obtectus, 1455 nucleotides. The record is from the annotation of a GenBank genome assembly. Lineage: Eukaryota; Metazoa; Arthropoda; Insecta; Coleoptera; Chrysomelidae.
AUGUUCCUUUCAAAAAAUGAUAUUGACGUAGCCCUAGUAAGCGAAACUUGGUUCAAGCCAAACGAUACUAUCAGAUAUCAUGGCUACAAUAUUGUAAGGAGGGACAGAAUUGAUGGCAAAGCUGGUGUAGCCAUUUUUGUGAAAAAAGGUAUAAAAUUUUGUGAAAUAUCAUUUUCAAAUAAUUUUAAUGAUGAUAUACUUGUAUGCGGGAUAAAUCUUAUUAACCAAACAUUUGAUUUAACUUUGUUAUCUAUAUACAGGCCCCCGAACAUCAAUUCAACAGCUGGUGAUUGGGACACAAUCUUCUCUAAUACCAGCAUAUCUUCUAUUAUUGGUGGAGACUUUAAUGCACACUCUCAUCUCUGGGGAUCCUCAUUUAAUAAUUCCAUAGGUUAUCAGUUGAUAAAUAUAUGCGAAUCAAAGAAUUUAGUCGUUAUGAACGAUGGUUCGCCUACUAGGCUUGUAGCUCCAAAUCAGCAAGUAACUGCUCCAGAUGUUACAAUCUGCUCCCGAGAUAUUGCACAAAUAAGUCAUUGGCAACUUACUUCUGAUACAUUAGGUUCGGACCAUUUUCCUAUUCUUAUGUUUAUUCCUCUAUCUUUCCAAGUAUAUGACACAAUCUAUCCUAAGUAUAAGUGGAAUAUGAAAAAAGCCAAUUGGUGUUUGUAUCAUGACUUAUUGGAAGAUAUUUUCGAUUCUACUCCAGAAUUUUACUCCACUCAAAGUAAAUACGAUUAUCUCAUUGAAAAGAUCAAUGAUGUUAGCGAGAUCUCCAUCCCUAUACUAAGGCCAUUUAAAGCUAAGAAACGGCCACCCCCUCCUUGGUGGGAUGAACAGUGUAUAAGUGCCAUAGCACAAAGGACCUCAGCUUUAGCAACGUACAAACAGGACAGUUCUUUAGCCAACUUCGUCCACUGCAAGAAGGUAUUUGCUGAAACAAAGAAACUCUUCAAACAAAAAUCAAAAAAUAGCUGGAAAGCAUGGAUAUCUAAGUUGAAUAAAAAUACGUCAUCAACCGAUCUCUGGAAACAGGCUAAAAUCAUCAGAAGGAUACCCAUGGGAAAGAAAGCAUCAACUAAUUCUGAUUGGGCAGACGACUUCCAUAGAAAAUGCUCUCCGUCCUUCGUGGCUGCAGAAGUCGUACCUCCCCCACGUUUACAUCAAGACAACUUUUUCAGCAGACCUUUCAACAUGACGGAACUAAAUCUUGCAGUUAAAAAUACCAGAAACACAUCACCUGGCUGCGAUGAUAUCACAUAUCCAAUGCUCGUGAACCUCCCAUCUAAUGCAAAACUAUUCCUUCUGGAUAUAUUUAACAACAUUUGGCUGAAUGCAGACACAAUUAGCCAAUGGAAAAACAUCGUUAUAGUUCCAAUUUUGAAGCCAAACAUGGAUCCCAAUUGCGCUGACUCAUAUCGCCCGAUAUCUCUUUUAUCCUGCGUCAUGAAGACUUAA